AUGGACUUCCUCAAUUUGGGCCUUGCGUCCGCAUCAAAAGCCUCCAAGGCUGCGCUGAGCGCUGCGCGCAAAAUUUCGAAUGACGCAGCCCAAAAAGCCGAGGAAAUCGUUCCCGAGGUGGCAGAGCAGGUCUGCAAGAUGGCAAGGGAAGCAGCCGCUGCUGCUGAAAAAAUGGGCGAGAAAGCCGGAGAGACCAUUCUCGAUGCCGCAGCCCAGGCAGCCGCAAACCCUGGCAAAGCAGCUGCAGUUAUCGCAGGGGCAGCUGGGGUUACCAUGAUUGCUGCCCCGGGUCUAGUUGCGAUUCCAGCACUAGGUGUCUUCGGCUUCAGUGCUUCCGGGCCUGUUGCAGGAGGGAUUGCAGCCGUUACGCAAAGUACUAUGAUAGGCGGCGUUGCUUCUCCUUCACUUUUCGCCCUCUGUCAAAGCGCGGCCAUGGGAGGCUAUGGAGUUGCGCCUGUGUUCGGAGCAGUCCAGGCCGGAGGAGGAGUUAUGGCGGGAUCGGCUGGGACGGUUCUGUGGAUGAAAUCAACAGCGAAGGACGACAGCGAUGGACUCGAAGUUGAGUGA
This is a messenger RNA of Pyricularia grisea, 567 nucleotides long. RefSeq lists its product as uncharacterized. The coding region runs from base 1 to 567 and encodes 188 amino acids. Lineage: Eukaryota; Fungi; Ascomycota; Sordariomycetes; Magnaporthales; Pyriculariaceae. The transcript is spliced from 2 exons. The record is from RefSeq and is a predicted model, not a curated record.